Messenger RNA from Vicia villosa (hairy vetch), 798 nucleotides. RefSeq lists its product as uncharacterized. The record is from RefSeq and is a predicted model, not a curated record. Gene Ontology annotation, molecular function: zinc ion binding; nucleic acid binding. The transcript is spliced from 3 exons. Lineage: Eukaryota; Viridiplantae; Streptophyta; Magnoliopsida; Fabales; Fabaceae. The coding region runs from base 1 to 798 and encodes 265 amino acids.
AUGGCGGGAAGGAAUGAUGUUGCGAUUGCUGCUGCCUUGGAGGCAAUGGCUCAAGCUUUGGAGCAUCAGCUGAAUGGUGGUGAGAAUGAUGCGUCUUGCAAUUUGGCUACCUUCCAGAGGAAGAAUCCACCUGUUUUCAAGGAGCAUAAGGUUUGGUAUGGGACUCAUCAGUUAGCGGUUGAAGCUGAUGUUUGGUGGCUCGAGACUUGUGAGAGAUUGGAGGCUAGUGGCGAAGGAGUCACUUGGGCUUUUUUCCGUAGGGAGUUCUUGAGGAAGUACUUUCUUGAAAAUUGCAUUAAGUUUGAGAAUGGAUUGCGUUCCGAGAUCAAGAAAGCGGUUGGUUACCAAAAGAUUCGUGUCUUUGUGGAUUUGGUUGAUUGUUGUCGUAUCUUCGAGGAAGACAGUAAUGCGCACUAUAAGAUGGUUAAUGAGAAGAGGAGUAAGAUUCAACAAGGUCGUGGCAAGCCUUAUGAUGCUUCUAGUGGCAAGGGUAAGCAGAGGGCUUAUGAGGGCAAGAAGACUAGUGGGGGAGAUGCUCCUGCUGGUAUAGUAUGCGUUAAGUGUGGCAAAGUCGGUCAUCAGAGCAAUGUGUGUACUGCUGAUGUGAGUAGGUGUUUCCGUUAUGGACAACCUGGUCAUGUCGUACCUGAGUGCAAGCGUAAGGAUGUGGUGUAUUUCAACUGUGGUGAAGAGGGGCACGUUAGUACCAAGUGUCAGAAACCGAAGAAGGAGCAAUCUAGUGGAAAGGUGUUCGCCUUGUCGGGAACUCAAACCACCAGUGAGGACAAACUCAUCUAA